CACUACUCACCACACAGCAAUCACCCCAAAGUCACGUAUUCACUGCAAGACUUGCUCACAGCUUCACUCUCAAGCUACACCAGACACUUCAGACACUCUGCCAUCCUCACCACAACUUCCUCUUUGCCACUCCCCACCCAAACAAACCAAAAUGCCAUCCAACUUUCAACUCGUUGAGCCUCACCCAAGCGUUAACCACUACGCACACGCAGGACGCGGAGGAGCUGGCAACUACUUCAAGGCGCCAAAGACCUCCAACGGCAGCACUGCUCGUGGCCCUGCCUCUCUCUUCGAGAACGGGCUGCCAAAGAGCAAGUCCAAGUUCAGCAGCGGCCGUGGAGGAGCAGGCAACAUCCACAGCCCUUCCGAGCGUGCCAUCUUCUCUUUUGAUGAGGAGUUGCAACUCCAGAAGACUCGCGAGGAGAAGAUGAAGGACGGAGCUGUCUACCAUAUUGGACGCGGAGGAGCCGGCAACUGGUCCUCCACUCGCCCAGAGACAUCCCGCAAGGACUCAUCCAGCUCUUCGGACAGCAAUGGCAGCGUACGAAGUGGAUUCUUCGGUCGCUUGAGCCACACCCUCGAUCGUCGCUAGAUCAUUUUCUCUUGACUCCUACGGUUCAGCGAACGGCGCUCGGCUUUCAAUCAUCAUGGGCGGCAUCAUUCAAGCGGGCUGGUUCUGACUCCCGCAUGAUUUCAUAAGGAUACUUUUUUUUCUACACGGCGCAACAUCAAAACAUAAGAAAAGCGACAGGCGUAUGCAUCAUCAUCAUCAUCACGGCGUUCAUCUCUGGUCAUGGUUCCACAUUGGGUGUUACAUAGGUUUUGAAUUUGCGGAACGGAAAACGAAACAUAGCUUGGGACCUCAGGAUGGAAGAACUUUCUGGCUGGCAUGACUCCGGAUUUUCCUGUCCUGGUGAUUUUUAUUGAAUCUCUUCCUUUGUCAGCGGCGACACAGCGACAGCGAUGGAUAUACCCCAACUCUUUUGAUAUACCCGACAAUCUUGUUGUCAUUGUACUGUAUUUUGAAGAACUUUGUUCCGAUUUAGGGAUGAAUUUUGGUCUCUGGAUGGGCAUAAGAUAGCAGAUAGUAAUAAAAGAUGAGAAAUCUUCCA
Cadophora gregata is the source of this 1112-nucleotide messenger RNA. RefSeq lists its product as uncharacterized. The transcript has a single exon. NCBI's taxonomy places the organism in Eukaryota, Fungi, Ascomycota, Leotiomycetes, Helotiales, Ploettnerulaceae. Bases 152 to 592 code for a protein of 146 amino acids. The record is from RefSeq and is a predicted model, not a curated record.